CCCUCUCGAAGUUUUCACAGAAUCAGAGGAUUCAGUAAUACACCUGUCGUUAAGCCGAAUUAAUAGAUUAAUACGUUUUUGACGCCUGUCUAUGGAAGCUCCUGCUUAACAUCAUGUGUUAACGAUUCGUUUGGAUAAUAGGCCUACCAAUAGGACAUAGAAAUGAAAAAGUCAACGUUUUUUUUGGGUCGAAAGAACCAAUCACUUUUCGACACCAAUAUUAAAAUCAAGGAGAUGGACAAUGUUGAGCUGGUGUUGGAUUCAUCAGCCAUUCCUGAAUCAGGCACUGCCAAAGUGAGGAACAGACCCACAGUAAAGCACUUCACGUCCUCCUCUGAUGUUGUACAAGGGUUUAAUGUACCAACGCCCAAAGUUCCUGUCCUCCCCCCUUUCAACAGACCAAAGAUCAACGGGGCAGUAAACGGUGAACGGUUGUCCAAUGGAUCUGCUGUAUCUGUACCUGAUUUGGUGGAGGGAAAGAUAUUUAUUCCACCUCCACCUUCGAUGGCCCCCCCACCCCCUCCACCCAUAUUCAACCCUCCCCCACCAGAUUUCUUGGGUGACCUCGACUCCAUUCAGCCUCCCUCCAUGCCCCCUCCAAAACCCCCAUCAGUUGCCCCCUCUGAAGGGAACAAGAAUGUUUUCACCUCCAUGAAACUUCCACCUAUGGCCCCUCCGAAGCCCCCGUCAACUUCCUCCAGUGCUUCUAGUUCCUCUUUGUCCAGUUCUACACCACCACCAACCACUGUCCCUGUUAUCACAGAGCCCCCAAAGUUUGCCCCUCCACAGCCCCCUACAGACAUGAGGCAAGCUGCUCUGAAAGCCCUGAAGACACCGCCUACAAAGCCAAUGAGGCUGUCCUCCAUCCCCAUUAUGUGUGAACUCCCCCAGGUUCCAGCCCCAGCACCCCCUGUACAGAACCCUAGACCGUCCAGCUUCAACCCCCAGAACACAGCUAAGCUCUACAGUGUUCCUAAGACCGGCAUUCUAGAUAGGCAGGUGGAAGGUGAAAAUAAGCACAAGCAGAUCCUACUGCUGCAUGACCCUGGGUCUACUGACUCUAUCCUGGUCAAUGGGACAGCCCCCUCUGUGGCACCGCCAGUUAAGCCAGCCCGGAGAAACAGCUCGGGUAUGCAGCUGGAGCAAGACCUGAAGGAGUUAAAUGAUAAUUUUAAAGCCACUCUUCAAGGCCAACCCACCCCACCUGAGACUCGGAAGGAAGUGAAAGUGGGGCCUUUAUUAGCACAGCAGGCUAUCAACAAACCUGCCGAAACUCCCACUAAAGCAUCACCAAUGCUUCAGGUCGUCACUGCCCCUGUAAACAUAGAGGCUAGCCAGGUCAAACACAAAGUGUCUCCAAACCGGAGUCGCAAGUUCAGUCCAAUGCUGGACCGUAAACUGCGCAACCUAAAGUUCAGUGCGGUCACUGGGACAAGGGAGGGUCCUGCCACUUCCCCCCUGGCUCUUCUCAUGGCGGCUAAAGAGCGAGAGAAGCACAGGUCCACUUUGUCACGCGAAAACAGCACAAAGAGUAAUGAGCCAUCCACCAGCAUCCAGCACAGCGAAUCCAAUCCCAAUUCUUUCACCAUCAUCCCCAGGUCCACCUCAUUCACUUCGGUGACCUCACAAGAUAAUCCACAGUCUGUGGUCCCAGUGCAGCCCCCAGUGGUGAUCCAGACUCCAGCAAAACCCCAGAUCAUUGAGUCAGUGGUGGAAAAGAGGCCAAUUGCAAAUCCAGUAUUUCAGGGGCUCCUGGCUGUGGAGAAACAAAGUGGAGAGCAGAGGAUUUCUUCCCCCUUUAGCCUUGUCAGGAAUGAAGAGAACAGGGAGGACCUAUGCUUGCCAUUACUCCCUCCCCCUCCCGAAUUUGAUGACCAUAAUGAUGUCGGGAGUCUCCCCCCAGCUCGCCUCCACCUGACCCUCCCCCAAAGAAGGUCCUGGACCCCAUUCCCACCCCUGCCUUUCCAGUCCUGCCCCCCACUGCCAGCCUUAUCGUUCCUGUCAAAACUCCCUCCCCUGCGCCCCCCCCUCCUCCAAAACCCAAACCGCCAAGCCCUCCCAAACUCCUGCCUCCCGUCAUGGAGGUCAAACCCAAGCUACCUGUUCAGACCACACCCAAGCCACCUCCCACCCAGGCGUCCUCCUCCCUCUCAGCCAGCCAGGCCACGCUCCUGACCAUCCUGCAGAAGAAGAUGCUGGAAAUGGACCACAAAAUGGACAACAAAAUGCUGUCCAUGAAGACAGACUCUGAUGACUGGGGUUCUCCCUUGUCUGAGGAGACCAUGGUCCCUGUUGUCCCCAGGGUCACCCCGCAGACCCCUGUUAUCACCGCAAAGAGCAAGAAUGCCACCUUGUCAGCCAGAACACAAGGCCUGGACAUGAAGGAGCUGGAGACUAAAAUGGCCAAGAAUUCUCAGGGUUUGUCAGCUCCAUCAAAAGUACCCAUCAGCAAUGGGCCACAGUCAAAGCAGGCACAUGGCAUGACUUUCAUGGUACGACCCGGAACCAAACAACCAAUAACUGUUGUCAGCAAAGGGGUCUCAUCAUGAGGAGCCAAUUUCAAAUUAUACCACACAUACAAUUUAAUUCAAUUCAAUUAAAAUAACUUUUAUUUCCAGAGGGAACUAUAUGUGUGGUGACGGGUCUGUACAAGACAAAUAACAAAAUAGCAACAUAGAACACAAACGUAGUGUAAUAGAUUAGGAGCAAUCUAUGCAACCACAGGCUAUAUAUACACAUACAGUACCAGUCAAAAGUUUGGACACCUACUCAUUCAAGAGUUUAUUUAUUAUUACUAAUUUCUAAAUUGUAGAAUAAUAGUGAAGGCAUCAAAACUAUGAAAUAACACAUAUAGAAUGUGUUAAACAAAUCAAAAUAUAUUUUAGAUUCUUCAAAGUAGCCAGCCUUUGCCUUGAUGACAGCUUUGCACACUCUUGGCAUUCUCUCAACCAGCUUCAUGAGGUAGUCACCUGGAAUGCAAUUAAGUAUAUUAUGAUUUGUUUAACACUUUUUUUGGUUACUACAUGAUUCCAUGUGUUAUUUCAUAGUUUUGUCUUCACUAUUAUUCUACAAUGUAGAAAAUAGAAAAAACAAAGACCCUGGAAUGAAUAGGUGUGUCCAAACAUUUGACUGGUUCUGUAGAUACAAAUAAAAACAAGAAAUACAAGAGUUGAGUUUUAUGGAUGUUGGCACAAAACUAGAAGCUGCCCUCUUAGAUGUGUAUGCCAGAGAUCUAUGUCUGAGGGUAGGUGGCUAUACUGGUCAUGGAGUGUGUGCGUAAUGUCCAAGGCUAUUUGUUCCCACUUCUUCCUCACUAUUUUAUAUUUAUUUAUAGACGUCACUGAGGGGUUCCUGGCUUUCUCCAAUGAUUUUUAGUACUCUGUUCAACAGUAUAUUUGACUGCUGCAGUUUAAUCAGUGUGUGAUAGUAUACAUUGCCUUAUUUAUCUUAGGCAGACCUAAUAGAUUUAAAAACAAAAGCACAGUCUGCUUUCAAACUAGCAGCUGUGAAUUGCCAGUCUUAAUAUAUACAGGAUGUUAUUGUAAAAGGACGUACAAAUUGUUUUGCUUAUAGGUUGAGUGCCACAGUACCUGUAUAUACUGUAUAUGUUAACAUACGGAAUUGAAAUGUAGCCUACUAGAAUACAUUUAGAACACACAUACUGUAUAUAGUUCACUGUACUAAACUUGUUCCAAACAAUGGAUCACUAAAUAAAAACAAAAGUUGUCAGGCAUUUGCCACAAUGACAUUAAAAAUGUACUUUUACAUUUGUGCUGAAGUCUAGCUAUUGCGUCAGUCAUUAUUAAAGCUGCUCAUAUAUAUCUCCAUCCAAAUGUAAUCUAAUUAAAACCAUGAUGCCUCAAAUACUGGAUGUGAAAAUGUAAGGGUUGGUAAAUGACAUUGGAGGAAGAAUAGUGUUCGUGGACAUCUAAUUUUGGUCAAGUCCUUUUACCCUGAAUUGUCUUUCAUGUGGUGGUCUGUUGGAUUUCUCCUUGUAACAUAAAAUUAUGCCAAAUAUACCAGGGCACAGACCACUCCUUUGUUUGGUUAUUUUUUGGGGUUAUGUAAUAAAAUCUAUUUUUAAAGUCGUGAA
Molecule: messenger RNA, 4093 nt
Organism: Oncorhynchus keta (chum salmon)
Lineage: Eukaryota; Metazoa; Chordata; Actinopteri; Salmoniformes; Salmonidae
Product: proline-rich protein 36
Exons: 5
Coding region: 163-2175 (670 amino acids)
Source: RefSeq, a predicted model, not a curated record